Messenger RNA from Haemorhous mexicanus (house finch), 5452 nucleotides. RefSeq names its product thyroid peroxidase (gene TPO). Gene Ontology annotation, molecular function: calcium ion binding; heme binding; iodide peroxidase activity. The record is from RefSeq and is a predicted model, not a curated record. Bases 129 to 2651 code for a protein of 840 amino acids. Gene Ontology annotation, cellular component: membrane. Lineage: Eukaryota; Metazoa; Chordata; Aves; Passeriformes; Fringillidae. Gene Ontology annotation, biological process: thyroid hormone generation; response to oxidative stress. The transcript has 15 exons.
GUACCAGUGCAUAAAGCUGAUAGCAUAAACUGGGCCCCUGGAAAGUACUUAGCUUUCAUAAUUCAGAACAGUUACUGCCAUCGAUAAAGUACAGAACUGUGGAAGAUAAUCUCCUCAGCAGACAAAAGAUGAAAGUUUUCAUUAUUUUGGGAUUUUCAGCAGCUAUAGCCUUCACAGCUGUUUUCUUUUCUUUCCUUAAAACAGGGAAAGACACCAUCUUUGAACAAAUUGAAGAUAACUGCAUCACUAAGGCUAUCCAGAAGGGUUCUAGUCUGGUGGAUUAUGCUGCACAUUAUGAAAUUAAAAGAAAGAUCCAAGGAAGUGGAAUAGCUACCCCUACCUUACUGCUGACUUUCUCAAAAUUUCCUGAACAAGAGAGUCAAGAGAUUUCCCAAGCAGCUGAACGAAUGGAAAUGUCAAUUCGGGUGCUGAAACAAAAAGUUUGCCAGAAGCACAAGCGUUCAUUGCAUCCAACUGAUCAUUUAUCAGCUGAUCUGCUCACUAUGAUUGCUAAUAUUUCUGGAUGCCUGCCUUAUAUGUUGCCACCAAAAUGUCCAAAUAAUUGCUUAGCUAAUGAAUAUCGACUCAUCACUGGUGCCUGCAAUAACAGGGAACAUCCUAGAUGGGGGGCAUCCAACACAGCUCUGGCUAGGUGGCUUCCAGCAGCCUAUGAAGAUGGCCUCAGCCAGCCUCGAGGAUGGGAUCCCAGUGUCCGAUACAACGGAUUCCAGCUCCCCUCGGUUCGUGAAGUGACAAGAAAAAUUAUUCACGCACCUAAUGAGGCUGUUACUGAAGACAGCCUGUAUUCUGAUAUCAUUAUGGUAUGGGGACAGUACAUAGACCAUGACAUUGCAUUCACACCCCAGAGCACAAGUAGAACUACCUUCCUAAGCGGGAUGGAGUGCCAGAUGACUUGUGAAAAACAAAAUCCAUGUUUUCCAAUAAAGGUAACCACCAAUGAUACGUUAUCUACAGGGAUGGAUUGCCUGCCCUUCUACCGCUCAUCUCCCGCAUGCGGCACUGGUGAUCAUGCUAUUCUCUUUGGAAAUAUAUCCAUGCUAAAUACAAGACAGCAGAUCAAUGGCUUAACUUCUUUCCUUGAUGCCUCUACAGUCUAUGGCAGUACUCCUGCUGUUGAAAACAAACUGAGGAAUUUAACAAGCAAAGAAGGCCUUCUCAGAGUAAACCUAAAGUACCAUGAUAACCAUCGGGAGUACCUGCCUUUUACAGACCAGAUCCCAUCCCCUUGUGCACAGGACUCAAGUGCAAGUGGAGGUGAGAGGGUGGAAUGUUUCCUGGCUGGGGACAGUCGCUCCAGCGAGGUCACCUCCCUGGCUGCCAUGCACACACUGUGGCUGAGGGAGCACAACCGCCUGGCCCGAGCCCUCAAACGCAUCAACGGCCACUGGAGCGCCGAGACCGUCUACCAAGAGACGCGCAAAAUUGUUGGUGCGCUGCAUCAGAUUAUUACUUUAAGAGAUUACAUUCCCAAAAUCAUUGGUCCAGAUGCUUUCAAUCUGUAUAUUGGCCUUUAUACAGGUUAUGAUCCCACAAUGAAUCCCACUGUUUCUAAUGUAUUUGCAACAGCUGCUUUUCGUUUUGGUCAUGCAACAAUCCAACCAAUAGUAAGGCGAUUGAAUGCACAGUAUUUAGAUGAUCCUGAACUCCCAAAUCUUCACUUGCACCAAGUUUUCUUUAGUCCCUGGAGACUCAUUAAAGAAGGAGGCUUGGAUCCUUUAAUAAGGGGUCUUCUAGCACAUCCAGCAAAACUGCAGGUACAAGAUCAACUGCUGAAUGAGGAGUUAACAGAAAAACUGUUUGUGCUGUCCAAUAAUGGUUCACUUGAUUUAUCGUCAUUGAAUUUACAACGUGGCCGUGAUCAUGGACUCCCAGGUUAUAAUGAAUGGCGAGAAUUCUGUGGUUUACCAAAACUGGAAACUCACACUGACCUGAAUACAGUAAUAACCAAUCCCAGUGUCACUGAAAAAAUCAUGGAAUUGUACCAUAAUCCUAACAACAUUGAUGUUUGGCUUGGUGGUCUCAUGGAAGACUUUCUUCCAGGUGCUAGAACUGGUCCCCUGUUCGCAUGUAUAAUUGGAAAGCAAAUGAAAGCACUAAGGGAUGGUGACCGAUUUUGGUGGGAAAAUGAUGUUUUCACAGAAGCUCAAAAGCAGGAACUCAAAAAACAUUCACUGUCCCGUGUGAUUUGUGACAACACAGGCAUUUCUGAAGUGCCAGCAGAUGCCUUUCAACUUGGAAAGUUUCCACAAGAUUUUAAGCAUUGUAACAAUAUACCUGGGAUGAAUUUAGAAGCUUGGCAAGAAUUUUAUCAGGAAGAUGAACUAUGUGGAACACCAAAGAGUGUGGAAAAUGGUGAUUUUGUAUACUGCUCAGAAUCUGGAAAAUUUACAGUGACUUAUACAUGUCACUAUGGAUUUCAGUUGCAAGGAGAAGAACAAUUAACCUGCACAAGCAAAGGAUGGAACUUUGAGGCUCCAGUUUGUAUAGACAUUGAUGAAUGUGAAAAUGAAAUUAAUCCACCAUGCCAUCCUUCUGCUACAUGCAUUAAUACUAAGGGCAGCUACAAAUGUCUCCACACUGAUCCCUACAAGCUGGCAGAAGAUGGAAGAACAUGCAUUGCCUGCAAAUGAAAUUGGUGUGCCUUUCUUCAGAAGUCUAUCAGUCACAUGCUUACAUCCUUUGGACAAUAGAAGUCAAGAAAAAAUGGCAAUCAGACCUCCCAACCUGGAAGGUCAUUUUUAUUCUGGAUGAUUCUACAUGGUAUUGGAAGCACAUGCAUCUGCCGAGCUGCCUCCCCAUUCUCAAAACAGGAAACCAAUUUUGUAAGGAUACGGAUGGCAGAUGAAGAUGCAGGGCGUGUCCAUCAGUGCAGAGGCACAUUCCACCCUCCAGGAAAGUUUUGUUGUUCUAUCACUGUGUGCCAGUUUGUACUUUAUCAUGUUUUCCUCAGAAACACAAAGUGAAAAAACCAAAACAUACUGUGGUGCUUGACUCUGCAGAAUAUAUUUGUUGUCAUGGGCCACAUGCUGGAUCCCCAAUUCCUGAACACAGUAAAGACAGCCAACCUCCAGCCAACCUGUUAGCCCAGGCUAAACUCAGAGGAAAACACUUCAAGAGAAACUCAACCACAGGGCUGACAGCCUCGUCCAAACCACAGGGCUGAACUCAUGCUGAAAAGCCAGUGGCAAGGCAAAGGUUUGUAUACUGACCAUUUCCCCAGGAGGUGUUUGCUUUCUGUUCCAUGGUGCAGCCUCAAAACUGUGAUUUUAGAUCCUGUCUCAUUGUAGAGCGAUGUCCAGAUGCCUGCCCAAUGCUUGGAUUGGCAGCCCAUCCUCUGUCAGAAUUAUCGUGCUCUUCCCAUUGUCCUUUUGGGUGUUUCACUCACCUGCUUGCUUAUCACACACAUGAGCUGCAUGCUCUUUCUCUGACUUUAUACAACAAAACUGUGGAGCACUUAUCCAUCAUUUUCACUCAUGGUGCCUUGAGGUUUCUGAAUUAAUUGUAGUUAAUUAUUAUUUUGCUGAUUUGAUUGCAGAAUGAGAUUUGACCACAAGGGAAAGGAUGAACAUUAUCUUUUGAAGAACAUAGGAAAAGUUAAUAUUGGAUGAGUGCCAUGAAAGUACCAAGAGAAACUUCAGCCAAUGUUCAAAAUUAACUGCAGUUUUCUCACUUGUUUUUUCCCAGUACUUAUCUGUCAAUCAGCUUGUCUGAGCAGUACACAUUACAAGUAGCCAGUUCCAGAUCUUUGAUAAUUUUUGACAUGACUGAAAUAAGAGUCUUGUAUUCCCUUUCCUUUUUGAGCUCCUAAAAUAAAGAAUAAUGCUUGGUACCACUCUCUGUAUAGCAAAUUACCAGUAAAGGUAAACAAGUACAGGCUGAGUUUAGGGCCCCACUAGAUGAGGAAUAAAUCAAAGGUAGUGGGUCAUUAAAAUCCCAUGAUCCUUCAUGUGAAUGGAAAGACUUAGAGCUAUGGAUCAAAGUUUAUUCCACAAUGCUUCAGGGAUUUUUUGACAUUUUUCACUAUGAUGGCAAGUAACCAAGAUGUCAGCUGGAAAGCAUUCAAGAAACACUGACUUCUUUGACAAAGAAGAAUACAUCAUCAUCUGUGACUUUUUUCUCUUUUACCAUUUUCCAGUCUGUGAGAAAAUUUGCAGCAUUUUUCUGUCUUCUAUUAUUAAUUUUAGGAAAAAUACAAAGCUCUCAACUUCUUUGGGUCAUUUUGCAGCCGUAAUACCUCUAGCAAUAUCCUUAGAUUUUUAACACUGCCGUGUCAAACCUUAUACUAGGGAUUCUGAUCUGCUGCAAAUGGUGUCUGAAUGGAAAGCAGAUAGACUGCUGACCACCCCAAAAAUUUGUGAGCUUUGAAAGUAGAGUUGGUGGCAAGAUUGUCAAGUUGUUACUGGCUACAAAGAGCAAGCUGACUACAUUUCUCAAAAAUUGCUGGUGUUUACUUGAACCCAACAAAGUCAAACGUGACUCUUCAUUUUAACUAAAAUAUAAGAAAUAUGUGACGAUGACAGAUUUACCAGAAGGAAUUUAAAUAAUUGCUGUAUGUUUCAUUCUAUUAAUAAUCAUUCUAUUCAUAAUUAGCUCUGGCCCAUUCUGACUGUUUCUGAAUUAACUUUCCCAUUAUAUUCCUCUGACAUAAUAUUAAAAUAAACUCACUGAAUUAUGAUAUUUCAGGUGGAACAAGUCCUCACACUGUAGAAUUCUGCCAUUUUCUUCCAUGGGACAGAAAUUCUUCCUUUGUGCUCUUCCCAAGUAAAGCAGUACUAUUUUCUUUGACCUCUUUCUGAGCUGGUGAUAUGUGGCUUCUGUCUGGUGUGUAUUACACUUUCAAAAUAAAAGGAACCUGUCUGUUUAGUUGAGGUAAAUAACUUGGAGUAUUUAAGUGAGCUUAUUGUAGAGUGAUCUUCUUGUGUUUUGUGGUAUUUUUACACUUUUUCUUGGAUUAUUGCAGACUCUGGUGACAAUUCUCCUUAUGCAAAACAUAAACCCAAAUAAAUAUAUAUACCUUCAGUGGAAGAAACCUGGCAACAACAGGAAGAAGGAAUUUAAGUGACUGACUCAUAUAAGGUGUCUCUUUCUCCACAGAAACUUUAGAAAUCUUCCUGAAGCAGAUAUGGCUGUUGAUUUCUCACAGUGGAGGGCACACUGCAUAAAAUCAAAAUCAUAAGUAAUUUGGUUUAAAAUAAAGAGGAAAAUGAUGACACGUGAAGUCACUCAUGCUUGUAAAAAGUGUUCUGAUGUUUUCCAUGAACGGUGCGACAUCUGCUCUUCUUCCAUUUUUGUAUUAAACUACCAGAACCAAAACUUCUAUAUAUAUGUGUGUAUACCCAUAUGGACGUAACCUUUGAGAUUACAAUGGGUUAAGUCAAGCAGAGGUCUUUCUGUGAUUCUGCUCUAUUGAUUUGCUUAAUAAAGAUGUAUU